Rhodotorula toruloides NP11 is the source of this 624-nucleotide messenger RNA. Its product is annotated as mitochondrial inner membrane protease atp23. The record is from RefSeq and is a predicted model, not a curated record. Gene Ontology annotation, biological process: mitochondrial proton-transporting ATP synthase complex assembly; mitochondrial protein processing. The transcript is spliced from 4 exons. Gene Ontology annotation, cellular component: extrinsic component of mitochondrial inner membrane. Lineage: Eukaryota; Fungi; Basidiomycota; Microbotryomycetes; Sporidiobolales; Sporidiobolaceae. Gene Ontology annotation, molecular function: metalloendopeptidase activity. The coding region runs from base 1 to 624 and encodes 207 amino acids.
AUGGCGAACGAGGGCAAGACGCAGGCAGAGCUCGAACAGGAGGCGAAGGACUGCAAGCGGUGUCAGAAGUGGAGGGACGAACUCACUCGAGACAGUCCCAUCGUCCGCUUCCUCCUUACCCACAUCUCGCUCCUCCCUCCUCCACCAGACGCCCCUCUCGCUCCACUCGAAGGCUCACAGACUCCCCAUCUCCCCCUCCCUAUCACCUGCUCGCCUUGUCCACCCACCAUGGCUGGAGGAUACGCCUCAGGACUCGGCGUCCUCCUCUGCCAGAACCGCUUCAUGAGCCGGAAACACAUGGAGGAUGCUCUGUCGCACGAGCUCAUCCACGCGUGGGACGAGCGACGAUUCAAGCCGAAGGGACAAUGGGGCGAGGACUUGCGGGCGCAUGCUUGUACCGAGAUCCGCGCGGAGAACCUUAGCGGCGACUGUCGACUUGGGCGCGAGUUCACCCGACGGAAUUGGGCGUUCACGAAGCAGCAUCAGGCGUGCGUUCGGCGACGAGCGAUCCUCUCGGUUGCCGCGAACCCAAACUGCAAGAGCCGAGAAGAGGCAGAGCGGGUGGUCAACGAGGUGUUCGACAGCUGCUUCCCUGACACGCGGCCGUUCGACGAGAUCUACUGA